Molecule: messenger RNA, 8718 nt
Organism: Vespula vulgaris
Lineage: Eukaryota; Metazoa; Arthropoda; Insecta; Hymenoptera; Vespidae
Gene: RhoGAP102A
Exons: 13
Coding region: 2992-7227 (1411 amino acids)
Biological process (GO): signal transduction
Source: RefSeq, a predicted model, not a curated record
GAAAGUCAUAUAUAGAUUAAUCAAAUUUAACGAAAUAAUGUUGGAUUUAGAAUCAACCAUUUUUAAUAGAACGUAGCUCGUCGUUAAUUAAUCUAAAAAUUGAACUCUCUGCUUGAUUGAAUCUCGGAUAUAAACUUGAUAUAUUCGAAUUUUCAAAAAGGUUACUUUAGGUCAAUCCCGGUGGAGUGGAAUCUUUAUCGAGAAAGUCUAGAUUUAGGGUGGCAUUGUCAAGAGGUUAUGACCUGUACGUGCUAUUUCGGCUGAUAUCUAUUCCAGAUAGACGACAUUCCAAUAAUGGACGUGUUCCGGUUCAUUGGCAUCUGAAUAAUCUAGAUCCCAAUGCUAGCUAAUUUGAUUGUAUUUAAGAGUAAAUCUCGUGAUCAGGUUAAUCCAAUUCAAAUGACAAUUCAAUUUCAAAUGACAAUUAUUUAUUUAUUUAUUUAUUUAUUUAUUUAUUUAUUUCUAUAUUUCUUUUCUUUUUUGAUUUAUUUGACGCAAGUAAAUGAAUGAUUGGUUCAGAUGAGAUUAAAUAGAAAAAGAAAAGAGAGAAAAGAAAAAUAGAAUCUCAAAAGAUUUCUUUCAAGAUUUACGAUGAUCGUUUCCGAGUGAACUAACACUGUGGUCCAAUUUAGUUGCACCAAAGAAUGAGAAUCUGAAAAUAGUUUUUUUCCCUGGGAAUAUAUUGAGCAAUCCUACCAUAAUGAAUUUUUAUGGUUCUACGUCAUUAAAAUGGCUUCAAGAAAUGUGUCCCACAUUUGAAAUAGGAAACGUGCACACGUACACAUUGGGUAACACUCAACAGUUGAACUGUAGAAUUUUAUAUGAGAACACGUGUUGAGUUUAUUACGCAUACCAUUAGAACAUGGUGUAUCUCGUUUGAAAAGAUUUAUAGACUGGUGGUGUGUGUAUGGUUUCUUCUCUGGGAGAUUUCACACAAAAAGAAAAAAAGAAAAAAUAGAGAAAGAGGAAAGUAGAAAAGGAAGGAAGGAAGGAAGGAAGGAAGGAAGUAAAGAAGGAAAGAAAAAUUGUAGAUUAAAACUGUCGAGUGAUGAAUUAGUUGUUAUUUUUCAGGUGGUACAUGCAGAAAGUCAUUCUUUUUACGUUGACGUUUGGAUAAACAUAAACUUAGCGUCACCUUUGAUGUUACUUUUUGUAAAAAAAGAUGAAGAGUUAAAAGCAGCAACACAUCAGUAGAAUAUUGGAGAGGACUCCUCUAUCCUUCUCUAUCUCUCUCUUUUUAUUCUAAGUUAAUGAAACAUCACUGCAGAUGUCUACUUCUCCUCUGUCCGCUAAAUAUGCAAUGUCAAGAUCAAAAGUAUAUCUUUUGUCAGAGUGAUCGAAGUUAUAUGCAGGAAAUUGAAUCAAGAUUCUUAAGAUUAGUAGUUACACCUCGCUGAUAUAAUUUUAUUCUUCAUAGAUCUACUUGAUUAAUUAAUAUCGCAAUAUUUGUGCAGGAUAAUUUUGUGUCAAAAAAAUGUUCGAUGAAGGAGAGAUUUAUAUAUAUGUAUGUAUGUAUGUAGAAUAUGAAAAACUCAAGAUAGAGAAGAGUUUAUUCGAUAUCAGUCCAAGAUGAAUCUUCUCAAAGUAUUCGUUUGACAAUGAUAGAGUAUACUCUCUUAGAUAUGGUCCAGUCCGCUUAAAACAUGCCAUGUUAUUUGGCAAGUGAUGACAACUUCUUUGCCACCACCUUCGAGCAUCUUUAAACAUUCUAUUAGGUCUCCCUAACGGAGUAACACGUUGAUUAUGAACUACUCUGUUUGAUUAUCUCGACUGUAAGGUAUCUGAUCUUUCUGGUGAAAUAAUUAUGAUCAGUAUGAUCCAUAAUUGUCCUUGAUCUUUACCAAUUUGAUACGGGUAAAGUAUUUAAAAUUUUCUCUGAUCAAUUGUUGAAAAACAAUUGGACAAAGUCUUCUGAUAUGUGUCGAAUCAUCGACAGAAGGCGCCAUCAUGUGUAUUUUUGCCAAAGGAUGACAACUACAGACGGCAUCAUCUCCGGUUAGUCUGCCGUGUCCGUCCCAGGUUUUUCUAGACUACUCUAGCCACUCAAGAAGCCUCUUCCUCGGUCUGCUUCAUCAGCCGUCGUCUUUGCAUCUCCCUUCCUCUUUUUCGGCUAGCUUGUUCUCUAUCUUUCUCUUUCUCUCUCUUUCUCUCUGUUCUUCUCUGUUCUUCUCUUACUCACUUCAUCGUCUCUCUCUCUUUCUUUCGUCUUAUUGCGUGAGUGAAAGAAAGAGAGAGAAAGAGAGAGAGAGAGAGAGAAGUUGGUGGAGGAGGAAGAGUGAAGAGGGCCAGAUACGUUUUUAGACACGGAGCGUCCACGAGCGUCGCGACGCCCUGAGGAGCAGUAGUCGCGUACCUUGGGCAGCUUCCACCUUGCCGGCUCGCGAUUCUCUUAAACGUCGUUUCUUGAAAAUUUCUUCUUUAAAUUCCUUAGCAAAGCUAAAGAAAUUUGGUUGAAGCUAAAGGAAUUGGUUAAUCUUAUAGGAUUGAUCAAAGAACACGAAGGAUUAUAUAGAUCUUCCGUGAUGUACAGUGAUUCCAGGUCAAAAUACCCGCGAUUCUUGACGAUAAAAGUUAAAUUUGGGUCGAGCCUCGUUAAAGAGAGCGAAGAAAUAUAUUCGAGAGAUAUUUGAUCCAAAUAGCGAAGGAAUUUUCAGAGGCGACUAGUUAUAUUGCGUUGUUGUUGCAUUGAUCUAAGUGGUUUUAAUCGAAGGUUUGAAGUGGAUCGAGUGAAGUGUCAAAAAGAGUUCUCUUGUUUUUUUCCUUGAUCGAAUGUGUCUUCUUCUUCUUCUUCUUCUUCGUUUAACAGUUGGUUAAAAGUAAAAGGAUUACGUUUCUUCGAGUGUUGUGCCUUGUAAUGAUUUAGUGUUAACGACUUGUGCCCGACGACUGGCAACUGGUCGUCUAUAGAGGUCUAAUCACGUUGAUAAACCGCGAAGAGAAGAUAUAUUUGCGAAAGUGGUUCGUGUGGCGAAGAAGGAGAAAGACGCGACGAUGGCUGAGCGUCCUGGCGGUAGGAGACGCUCGCGUCGCGACAGCAUGGAGGCCGGAAGUUCUUUGCGUGGUACACCACCGGCCUCCAAGGAUCGUAGGACUAAACGUGCUAGUAAACCGUCUAAAGAGAGAUGGUUGUUGACUAGGAAAACUUGGAGAUAUAUGGCUGAUGCUGGAAGACGUUUGAUACCCGAUGGUGCUCACAAUCGUUCCGAGGAUAUACCCAAGAUCGAACAAUAUUUUCAAGAAGUUUGUCAAAAGGAACCAAAGUUCCUACUUUGGAGGAAAGCUUCUUAUCCUGGUACUUUAGGUUUCCGUUCUCAGAGACGACGUAGACACGUUAAAGGUGGUAGUUGUAGAGCUAAAGCUAGCUCAGCUGACGAAGCUGACGAGAUUAGGAAUCCUCCUCAAGGAUUCGUCCUUCAAACUACAACUUCUGGCAAGUUUGAUCUGGCCAAAGCGAAGAGAGACUUUUUUUUGGCAUCCGACAGUGGUGGUAGCGCACCUUCCAGUCCUGUUAGUCGUAGAAGGACAGCUAAGGAAGAUGCCGAGGUUAAAGUUUUAGCUGAUAUGUUGCAAAAGUACCUGAACAUGCAAGGUGAUAUCGGUGAUACGGCGAAAUCUUUGGAUAGAAAUAGUGUGGUCAGUCAUAUCGAGGGUAAAGAACACUUUGAUUAUCAAAGUCUAAUUGAUAAGUUACAACAGCAUUUGGAUCUCAUCGUAGCUCAGGCAAAGAGAGAGCAAGUAGUUCCUAAUAAUGAAACGAAAUCAAUUAACAGAGACAAUGUUUCUAAAUCAUCUGUAACACCUUAUCAAGGUGAUUACAUUCAUAAAUCUUUGAUGGAGACUCUUAGUCGUUACUACAGCAAGUCUCCGACUAGAGAACACGUAAUAUCAGACAUCUUGACCGAUCGUAAGCUCUUGGAAAAGCUUUACUUUGAUCUUAGAUGUACCAGAGGCUUCAGAGGACCAAGAGCAACCGGUGCUUACACAUCACCUUCCAAUAGAUGGUGGGCUCAUCAGAGAACCAGGACCACGGGCAAAGAGAAUGAAGAUUGGUACUCGGAAAGACGCGAUCCUAUAUCUCCACCUCCUCUGAUAGCUGUUCAAGAACCUAGCACUGAUCGCGGACCACUGGACGAUGGUGUACAAACUGAUCCAGUACCCCGUGAGGUUUUAGACGCUAUACUUCUUGAGAGAGAGAAAGACGACAGUAGUAAAAGUGAAACGAGUGUACCUAAACCCAGUGGUCGUAGACGUAGUAGCGUCGAUAAUGACGAUGUGUCGCCAUCGGUUAGCGACACCAUCAAGAGGUAUCUCAGAAUGGCUAGAAAAAAAUCUAUGGAUGCUGAUAAGGUCGAUAGAUUCAAACGUGUUAAUUACGAUAGAAAUCUUCGUAAUAUCAAACCAAAGGGAGAGAUUACUAAGCCUGGCGACGACGAUGGCAAUAACAAAGGUUGUCAGACCGAUGACAAUUGGGCUAUUAAUUAUCGUGAAAUGUCCUCCAUGGAAAAUCCAUUUGAAAAUCUUUCGGACGCUGAUACAACCUCGCCAGCAAGUAGAAACGCAAGUUCACGUAGCAGCAUCGAUGCUGGUCUCGGUUUGGAAGAACCCCUAACUCCCAAACAUCAUCAUCAAUCCUUUCUCUCCCAUCUCCUUCAUGGCUCCAAUGCUCACAAGGACAAACCACAUUCGGCACCUGGUUCACCGGCACUCACAUCUUCUUCGAAAAAUUCUUCAGGUGGCACAGCGAUGCAGAAGAGCAAGUCUUCCAGCAGCGUGGUACAUCACGGUAGCAGGCUGGUUGCGAAGAAAAUCUGGAGGUCCAGGAGUAAAAGUACCUCGAGGGCCUCGAACUUACCGUCCAUCUGGACGCCUCAGGGAAAAUGCACGUGGGCUGGCACAGGUGGACGACGAGUGACUCUCCAGGAUACUUCUUUGCGUUCUCUCUCAGAAAUAGAAAGAAAAGUUUUAUGCAAAGUUGCCGUAGCGAAGCUUCAAGCUCUCAAUUUAGGUGUUCACAUCAGGCCACCGAGUGAAUCUCUCGGAAGUGGUGCGGUUGCAACGAAACCAAAAAGGAGAGCAUAUUUGCUCAAGAGGAAGGCGCUCACAACAGGGUUCUUUGAGAGUAAGGGAAAGGAGGAAAAAGACAAAGAGUCACCAGGUGGUCUUGUUUUUGGUAUACCACUUUCUCAAUGUCUUGAGAACGAUAGGAUCGCUAGAAUCGCUGCUGGUGAAGUUGCCGAUGUUGGUAGUUUGACCAGAAGUAGUAGACACGGAAGUAGAACGAGUUUUAGCAGUCUGAUAGAAGCACCUACGGUUGCAGCAAAAACCGAAGAUGGUGGUUCAUGCGAAUCAUUAUCGUCGAAAGGUGGGGGUGCAUUGACCGGAAGUGAUUCUGGUGUUCUUGAAUUGAGUGACAGUGGUGGGGGAGGGACAACAGGUGAAUGGGAUGCUGUACCAGGAAUAGUUAGACAAUGUAUUAGACAUCUCGAAGCUACUGGUCUGCAUACGUUAGGUAUCUUUCGAGUUUCACCUUCGAAGAAAAGAGUUAGACAGUUGAGAGAAGACUUCGAUUGUGGUCGUGAGACGAAAAUCGGUCCUGAUCAAUGUCCUCACGAUGUGGCAGCCUUGCUAAAGGAAUUUUUUCGGGACCUGCCUGAUCCUCUGCUCUGUAGGGAUCUCUAUCAAGCCUUCGUGCAUACCCAAAAGAUCAGGAACAGGCGAUUGCAACAAGAAGCCCUUCAACAUCUCAUUCAAUUACUGCCAACACCUAAUCGUGAAACACUUUGGGCAUUACUCAAUUUUCUUAGUGUCGUUGCAUCGAAUAGCGAGGAUCGAAAGAGUGAAACUGGUGAAUGGAUACCAGGAAACAAAAUGAACACUACCAAUCUGGCUACUGUUUUUGCACCGAAUAUACUUCACUGUGUGAAACCUAACCAGACUAGACCAGAAGUUUCUGCAGAGAGAGCAGAAGAGAGGAUAGACGUGAUAAACGUGGUACGAGCUCUCCUCGAACAUGCUUCGACGUUGUUCACAGUGCCAGCAGCAUUGUUAGAUGAAUUGUACCUGCACAUGAUGGAUACUCAUCCAGGCGAAUUAGAUUUAGCUAUCUCACGACGUGCCGAGGAACAAUGCGGAGACGAGGUUGAUCCAUGCAGCGAGGCAGAAAAUUUUUCGAUCGAGGAAACAUUAACAACCUCUGGGAAUACACCAACGGCCGCUACAGCAGCAACAAGAAAAGUUUGGACGAGGGAAGAAUGUUUACAUCAAACAGCUGGCGUUGGUGGUGAUAUUGGUCCAAGGCCGCGUCGUCCAAAGAGGCCAGGAACACGUAGAAAAGAUGAGGGACGAAGUAACAGCGUCGACAGUGGAUCAAGCGAGGAUCCAACCGAUCCUCGUAGAAAAUCAUCUCCGAUGGUUAUAACAGCCAGUUUAACUAUACCAAUGUCUGGAGCGUUCACGUUGAACCUUGAUGAUCCAGACAUUCCUUACAUCGAAGAGACACCGAAACAACCUAGCGCACCACCAAGAAGACAAAGACAACGUUCUAUAUCUGGUUGUAGCGAAGGUGGUAGACACGGUAGCGAUAGCGCUGUUGGUUCGUCAGCAACGUUAUCAGGCGAUCAAGUACCAAGUUCACCACCUUCUUGGGCUUCCACACCACCAGCUAGCCCUGACAGUGCUGUCACAGCUGUCUCAUAUAUUCCAGAUCAACAAGCUGUCCUACAAAGGGUCUCGUUUACCACUUCGAGCGAAGUUAGACAGGUUUCCAGGGGUAGUAAUCAAGAUGCUAGCAGGAGUAGCGCUAUUCCUUAUACACCUAGUAUAACGAGUAUAGGUGGGGCUGUUUUGAGGUCUAAAACAGCUGAUAUAGAAAGGAUGUUACACAUCGGUAAUAGAUCGGAUCCAAUUUCGGCCAAUCUUCAACACAGUAAAACGACAACAGCGACAACUACGAUGUCAUCAACAACCUCGUCGGAGAAUAAGAAAUAUACGAAGAGACGUUACACCGACUCGAGGCAUCAGACUCGUCAUAUACCGGAUUUGGACACGCUCGGUGGGAAGGCAACGACGAUGACGGUGACGUCAUCUAUGACGAUCUCAUCUACGACGUCAUCGAGUUCGGUCAUGGCCACGCAAAAUCAACGUGCCUCGACAGGUGGUGUACAACCUGUUUGGAAACGACGAGAAUUGAUCUCGAGUGCACCGAAGGGACGUGAAAGUUACUUCUGAAAUUAUCAUCGUCGUCGUUGUCAUCGUUUAUCAUCAUUUUCUAAUCCUAAUAGCAAUCCUAAUCUCUAUCUUUUUCUCUUCCUUCUCUCUCUCUCUCUCACUCACUUUUUCUCUGUCUAUCUCUCUAUCUCUAUCUCUAUUUCUAUCUUUCUUACUCUCGCACACGUUGCCGUCGUGCGAUCGUUUUUAAUACGGAACAAUAUAGUAAUAAUAAUCGGACAAAAUAUUUCUCUAAGGAUUUUCUUUCGAUGAAAGUAGUCUUUCGAUUUUAGGAUGAUUUAUACGAUGGAUGAUAGCAGAGUCGAGGAGGGGAGAAGGUGUGGGAAAAAUGAGGUGAAGGAGGAGAAUGUUAAUUAGGUUUAUAUCGUCUCUUACUCGUCGAUUAAGUAGAUACUUACACGCUAAGACUCUGUUUUACUGCCUAUCAGGUCUGGCCUGGCUAAGUGUUCCUCGAAUCCCGUGAUGGUAUAUCAUGAAUUUUGUGUCCAAUUGUUUUCUAGAUAUUUUUCUUUCUUUUUCUUUCUCUCUCUCUCUCUCUCGCUCUCUCUCUCUCUCCUUUCGUCUUUUUUCUUCGUUGCUUUCGUUUUUAUUUUUAUUCUUAUUUUAUUUUACUUUGUUUUUUUUUUCUUUUCUUUCUUUUCUUUUUUAAUUUUUUUUUUAUUUAUUUAUUACACUUUUUUUUCCUUUUUUUUUUCUCUCAUUAAUCAAAUAUGGAGUAUAGCGGUGUAUAAUGUGAUGCGAGAUGUCAGCUGGUUUUCUAAACGAGAUCUUUGUGACUACGUUGAUUAUAUGUUCUCUAUUUGGAGAGGGAGAUCCAGAGAUCUUUCUUUCUUCGUUCUCGAUUUUAAUUAAUUAUUUAAAAAGGAUAUAAUUGUUUUCUUUUUAUUUAUUUAUUUAUUUAUUAUUGUUAUUAUUAUUAUUAUUAUUGUUAUUAUUAUUUUAUUUUUUUUUUUUUUAAUCGAUCAUAAUACAGCAUAUAAUGAUCGUUAUAUUCUUUUAUUUUAUUUUAUUUUUUUUAAUUUUAUUUUAUUUCCUUUUUUCUUUAUCUUUUUCUUUCUUUUUUUUUUUAAUUUUUAUCUACUCAUUAAGGCGCAUUAUAGAUUCGAUUUAGAUAAUCAUCAUGGAAUUUUUCGAAAGAGCUAAUAAUAAUAAUGAAAAAAAUAAAAAAUGUCUCCGUUUAAGCGUGGCCGAGACAUGAAAAAAAAUCGAGGGAUCCUAAACGUUGAUCUAAUCGUUAUAUUAUUCAAUUGACGAUAUCGACGUCUAGUAGUUUAUCUUUAUUUUUCUUUUUUUUUCUUCUUUUCUUCCUUUUCUUUUUUUUCAAUCUGUAAGCUAAUAAAUGAAGGUUAAUUUUUCUACCACAUCGUCUAUAAAUUAAUAAUAAUGUCCAUGAAAAUAUUAAUCCUGCCCGAUUAAUAUAAAGAAAAUGUGUUUAGAGAUUAGAGACAAUAUCGAAAUUAUAUUUUCUAAAGAUAAUUAAAUUAUUUUGUA